This is a messenger RNA of Cornus florida, 1532 nucleotides long. Its product is annotated as perakine reductase-like. The coding region runs from base 270 to 1307 and encodes 345 amino acids. The transcript is spliced from 8 exons. Gene Ontology annotation, cellular component: cytoplasm. The record is from RefSeq and is a predicted model, not a curated record. NCBI's taxonomy places the organism in Eukaryota, Viridiplantae, Streptophyta, Magnoliopsida, Cornales, Cornaceae.
UGUUAGUUGAUUAGUCUUGGUCUCUUUUUUCUUUACCAAAUUGUGAUGUCACUUGCUUUGCAUUGCCUUUCUUUGAUUACUUAGAGGACUUUCAUUAUCUCAUCUCAAUUCAAUCUACCAUUUUAGAGAAGGCAAUAUCAAUUUAAUAAGGAAGAGGUUUUCUCUUGAUAUUCCUUUAUUUUUCUCUUCCUUUUUCUUUCGCGAUCUUCUUUUUCCAUCACUCUCUCUUUUCAAUCAUAUCUAUAACCUUCAACCAAGUGGAAAGAGGAAUGGAGCAGAAGUCCCGGAUCCAAGUCCCAAGAGUGAAAUUGGGUAAUCAAGGUUUGGAGGUUUCUAGAUUAGGUUUUGGAUGCGGUGGACUUUCUGGAGUAUAUAAUGCUCCUCUCUCACAUGAUGUUGGAUGUUCAAUUAUAAAGGAGGUUUUUGAUAAGGGUAUCACCUUCUUUGAUACAUCAGACAUGUACGGAGAUAAUCAUCACAAUGAAAUUAUGAUUGGCAAGGCGUUGAAGCAGCUUCCCCGGAAACAAAUUCAAUUGGCAACUAAAUUUGGCCUCACCAUGAAAAAUUUUGGUGAUUUUAUGGUCAGAGGUACCCCUGAAUAUGUGCGGGAGUGCUGCGAAGCAAGUCUCAAGCGACUUGAUGUGGACUAUAUUGAUCUAUACUAUCAGCAUCGUGUGGACAAAUCAGUGCCAAUAGAAGAUACAGUGGGAGAGCUGAAGAAGCUAGUGGAAGAGGGAAAGGUAAAAUACAUCGGGUUGUCUGAGGCUAGUGUAGACACAUUAAAGAGGGCACAUGCUGUUCAUCCUAUUACUGCUGUACAAAUGGAGUACUCUCUGUGGACUCGUGAAAUCGAAGAGGAUAUUAUUCCACUUUGUCGGGAGCUUGGUAUUGGGAUAGUGGGUUAUAGCCCUCUUGGUAAAGGGUUCUUUGGUGGGAGGGCAGUUGUGGAAAGUUUGCCUAAGGAGAGUUUGUUGACUAUGCAUCCAAGGUUUACUGGGGAGAAUUUGGAGAAGAAUAAAAUUUUGUACGGUCGGUUUGCCAACUUGGCUGCCAAACAUGCCUGCACCCCUCCUCAACUGGCUCUGGCAUGGCUUCUCCAUCAAGGAGACGAUGUGGUUCCUAUCCCUGGGACAACUAAGAUUAAGAACCUUGAUGAUAGCAUCGGAUCCCUGACAGUGAAGCUUACGCAGGAGGAUUUGAAGGAAAUUUCCGAUGCAAUUCCAAUUGAUGAAGUGACUGGAGAAAGCGAACACGUUGGCUUAUCUGAAUACCGUUAUAGAUUGGCCAACACCCCUACCAAAAUAUGAACCUUUGUACAAUGAGACAUUUUGUUUUCUGCUUUUCUGUCUCCAUGGUCACACAAUAAAUAGUUACUUGCACAAAUAAAAAAUAACAGUGUCAACCAAAUCCUCUGCAAGUUUAUUCUGUUCGGUGUAUAACUCUUGGAUGAUAUUCAACUGGUUUUUUGUGAAAUCCCAUGCCAAAGAAACCAUUUUAUGAAGUAAGAAAUGUGAGAUGCUUUUUGUGUUGUG